GAUCCCAUUUGUCCUCCACGCUUUCUUCUUUUCUUCUCUCUUUCCUCCUUCAGCAUUCUUCUUCUUUUCUUAACACAGCUCAACCACUUCUUCUUUUCUUGUCAAAACCCCAAGAUUCCCUUUUUGUCUCUUUAUUUUAACUCUUCACCUAUCUUUAAUAAAAAAAACAAAACUUUAUUUCAUACAGAUUUGUGGGUGUUCUUUGUUUUUUGUUAAAUCGACAGUAUGGUAAGUGAAUUAAUGGCCUGAAGUGGAUUCUUGAAAAAUGAGUAAAGGAAAUUGAAUAGUGAAAAUAUAGAAACAAAUAUGAGAACCCUUUGUGAUGUUUGUGAAAGUGCAGCCGCAAUACUUUUCUGUGCUGCUGAUGAGGCGGCUCUCUGCCGUUCUUGUGACGAAAAGGUCCAUAUGUGCAACAAGCUUGCAAGUCGACAUGUAAGAGUUGGGCUAGCUGACCCCAGUAAAAUCCAGCGUUGCGACAUAUGUGAAAAUGCACCUGCUUUCUUUUAUUGUGAGAUCGAUGGAAGUUCCCUUUGUUUGCAAUGUGAUAUGAUUGUCCAUGUUGGAGGUAAACGAACCCAUGGAAGAUAUCUCCUUAUAAGGCAGAGGAUUGAGUUUCCAGGGGAUAAAUUGGGCCCUUCAAAUGAGCUAGGAUUGCCAUCUACUGAACAAGGUGAUGUAAGGAGGGAGCCUGCACAGCCCUUUAAGCUCCCUAUGAUAGACAAUCACCAACCAAACAGGGAGACUGCUAUGGCAGCAGUAGAAAAUAACGUGAAUAAUAGCGUGAAAAUGGAGAAUGAGUUGAUUGACCUUAAUUCCAGACCUCAUAGGAUGCAUGGUCAAACGUCAAAUAAUCAGGAACAAGGAAUGGACAUGCUUGGUGGUAGCAAUCAUGAGUCAGUCGGUGUGGUACCUGAUGGACCCUUCAAAAGAGAACCGGAGAAGUGAUCAAGAUGUGAGCUGCUGCCAUUCCAAAUUUCAAACUUGAAUUAUGAAUUGGAGUUGCCCGCCCCAGCUGAGUUCUAUGCAAUGUCAAAGCUUUAAGAGAAGCUUUUGAACUAGCCGGGACCAAGUUGAGGUAUUUCUUGAGUGAAGAGCUCUCUGAAGUUCAUUAUUCAACCACUUCAUGCAUAUACUUUGAGAAGAGGAUCAGAAAGAAAUUCUGCCAUCUCGCUUUGGAGAGAGGAUAAGGCUGCAGUCACCACAUUUGCCUCUGUAAUUUCCUGUAAUGAGUAAUGAGAAAAAACAAUCUUUACAGAUUCAAGAUGAACUAUGUAGCAGUGACAUUCAUUUAUUGUUGUUUU
This is a messenger RNA of Solanum stenotomum, 1301 nucleotides long. RefSeq names its product B-box zinc finger protein 19-like. The transcript has 6 exons. Gene Ontology annotation, cellular component: nucleus. Gene Ontology annotation, molecular function: zinc ion binding. The coding region runs from base 307 to 945 and encodes 212 amino acids. Gene Ontology annotation, biological process: photomorphogenesis; regulation of DNA-templated transcription. The record is from RefSeq and is a predicted model, not a curated record. NCBI's taxonomy places the organism in Eukaryota, Viridiplantae, Streptophyta, Magnoliopsida, Solanales, Solanaceae.